This is a messenger RNA of Mesorhabditis belari, 846 nucleotides long. Lineage: Eukaryota; Metazoa; Nematoda; Chromadorea; Rhabditida; Rhabditidae. The record is from the annotation of a GenBank genome assembly.
AUGUGGUCUGCUGCUGUCGAUGAAAGACUGAGGUACUCCUUCUCCGGGACCACGGCGUGUUACCUCGGAACGACAGCACUCGGCCAACGAUUCGCGCUGGCCAUCACAUACAAAGGCAAAUCCUACGAGAUAAAACUGGUGACCGCAACAUCCCGCUUCAGUACAUACGAGUUCUCGGAAUCAGUCACGGUGAUCAGAGACAUCAGAGAUGAAUGUGAAGCCGAAAAAUGGGUGAAAAGUGUGAGUCGACGACUUGAAACAUGUCCACUUGAUAGCCUUGCCAGACAACCAAAGGGAUGGGAAAUUCGAAUAAGUCGCGAGGCUUUACGACUUGAAAGGGUUCCAAAUGACAAGUACGGCAAUUUGGACAAAGUUUUGUUACCAGGUGAUGAACUUUUUGUGGCCUGCAGUCAAUUUGGCGUGCGAUUUUACCACUCUGGAGUGUACGCGGGAAAUGGACUCAUAUUUCACUUUUUGAGUCAAGCAGACGAACGUGCAUUUUCAAACUUCGAUUAUUUGCCCGGUGAAGUGCUCGUGAGCCCGCUAGAAGAAUACUUAUAUUGCUUGGCAGAAGAUACAAAGAAUGGACCUCCCGAGCUCUACAGGAUUGUACAUCCAAUCACAGUUCGAAGUUCUCAGUCGAUAAUGCAGGAAUGCGAAAAGUUGAUGAACAAUGAGAAAUUCACAAGCUACAACAUCACAAGUCGGAAUUGUCAACACUUUUCGUCACUUUGUACAUAUGGCUUGGCGUAUUCGUACGAUAUGAGCUCUUCACUCAAGAAAUCCGCGUGCAGCUUGAUGAAAAGAUUCGGGGGAAUUUUUUUCGGAUCGUAUCAACGGCUGAGC